Molecule: messenger RNA, 402 nt
Organism: Myotis brandtii (Brandt's bat)
Lineage: Eukaryota; Metazoa; Chordata; Mammalia; Chiroptera; Vespertilionidae
Product: prefoldin subunit 6
Exons: 3
Coding region: 81-344 (87 amino acids)
Biological process (GO): protein folding; chaperone-mediated protein complex assembly
Cellular component (GO): prefoldin complex; cytoplasm
Molecular function (GO): protein-folding chaperone binding
Source: RefSeq, a predicted model, not a curated record
CGAGCCAGACCAUUGCCGGGAGCGCGGGGCAUUCCAGAGCGUGAGACCCGGCGCCCCUCUCCCGCAGGCUCGCCGCCGCCAUGGCUGAGCUGAUCCAGAAGAAGCUGCAGGGGGAAGUGGAGAAAUACCAGCAGCUGCAGAAGGACCUGAGUAAAUCCAUGUCAGGGCGGCAGAAGCUUGAAGCACAACUAACAGAAAAUAAUAUCGUGAAGGAGGAACUGGCCUUGCUGGAUGCGUCCAACGUGGUCUUUAAACUUCUGGGUCCCGUGCUGGUCAAACAGGAGCUGGGGGAGGCUCGGGCCACAGUAGGCAAGAGACUGGACUAUAUCACAGCUGAAAUGUGAGUCUGUCCCCCACCCUGAUGCGCCUGACACCACCGAGGAGAGGUGCUGGGAACCACUG